This is a messenger RNA of Drosophila obscura, 1376 nucleotides long. RefSeq names its product E3 ubiquitin-protein ligase NRDP1. Gene Ontology annotation, molecular function: ubiquitin protein ligase activity. Gene Ontology annotation, biological process: protein ubiquitination. The transcript has a single exon. The record is from RefSeq and is a predicted model, not a curated record. Bases 206 to 1201 code for a protein of 331 amino acids. NCBI's taxonomy places the organism in Eukaryota, Metazoa, Arthropoda, Insecta, Diptera, Drosophilidae.
GUUGUUUUCCCAUUCAAAGGAGAAUACAAAAAGCAGUUCACACUUUUUGGGGCAUUGAAAAAAUUACUGUUUGGAAAACCUCGACGCAACAUUCAUAUUUAGUACAUAAAAUUCCCAAAACCGAGUUUCUAAAACAACAAAAAAUAUUCGCCAAAUAAAUCCCUCCACUUUUUCCCGAACGAAUCACCCACAAGCAGCAGAAGGCAUGGGCUUCGAUAUUAACUACAUUAUCGGCAGUGUUGACGAGGAGCUCAUUUGUCCGAUAUGUACCGAGGUGAUGGAGAAUCCUGUGCAGUCGCUGCACUGUGAGCACGCCUUCUGCAAGGACUGCAUCGAGAAGUGGAUGAAGCUGAAGUCGCUGUGCCCCGUGGACCGUUCCGAGCUGGUGCCGAGCCACCUGGUGCCAGCCUCGCGACUGAUGCGCAACAUGCUCGCCCGCCUCCAGAUCCGGUGCCCCUUUGCGGAGCACGACUGCCCGAUGGUGAUGCCGCUGGACGAGUAUCGCGCCCAUGUGAGUGGCUGCCAGUACAAUCCCAAGGUCUUGGUCGACUGCAAGAGCUGCGCCAUGCAGGUGCCCAAGAACGAGCUGGCCGAUCACAACUGCAUCCUCGAGCUGCGGAAUGUGUUGCAGAUGAAGGGGAAGGAGCUAACAGAGGUCAAGGACGCCCAGCUGGGCCAACAGACGCGAAUCGAUUCCCAGUGCCGGGAGCUGGAGCUGCUGCAGUUCUACGUAGCAGCACUGCGCUCAACCAGUCCCGUGAUGCGCGACGUUGGGGACCAGCUGGACCACUAUGCGCUGUCCCACUGGAGCGCCAGCCUGCCACGGGCACGGGUGACCAACUGGGGCAGCGUCAUCUCCACGCCGGACAACCAGAUGCACCUGUUGGUCAGGGACAGCCUGCGCGAGAGCGGCUGUCCCAUGCACCUGCUCAACACGAUGGUGGAGCAGUGCCACGAGGAGCGCUGGCCCGUCGCCAUGGCCAACCUGCAGCUACGCCGCGCCAGCCACAAUCAAAUGACGCAAUUUGUGACCAGACUGAUCAAGUCGCUCGCCACGGGCAAGCCCUGCCUGUGCAUCUUUGGCGUCGACAACCGCCACAUGCCGGAGAACCUGCGACCGAGGCUGGGCCUGACCAUGAUAUUCGUUGACAGCGUGGAGGAGGCGCCCAACGGUUUCUAUCAGGACAACGUGCACCUCUAAGCUGACAGCAGAAAACACAAACGUAUUUUCCAAGUCAAAAUUUAAUUUGGUCUCCGUAGUUGGCUUGGUUUCCCACCUUUUGUUUUGGAGCCCACAAAUACGACUACACCGCACAAAAAAGUACACUUAAAUCAAACGAAACUCAAGCACAAAUAUAAACGUAUUCUGGCUGGUA